Parastagonospora nodorum SN15 is the source of this 111-nucleotide messenger RNA. RefSeq lists its product as hypothetical. The record is from RefSeq and is a predicted model, not a curated record. The coding region runs from base 1 to 111 and encodes 36 amino acids. NCBI's taxonomy places the organism in Eukaryota, Fungi, Ascomycota, Dothideomycetes, Pleosporales, Phaeosphaeriaceae. The transcript has 2 exons.
AUGGCCCACCACGCCCCCGGGAUUGGGGAAGCCUUGGCCGUUGUUCGCAAACUGGCCGCUACACGGCCGCCCCCGAAGAAGCCGGAGGAGCAGCCGCCGCCGCCCGCAUAA